Messenger RNA from Cladophialophora bantiana CBS 173.52, 672 nucleotides. RefSeq lists its product as uncharacterized. Bases 1 to 672 code for a protein of 223 amino acids. The transcript has a single exon. Lineage: Eukaryota; Fungi; Ascomycota; Eurotiomycetes; Chaetothyriales; Herpotrichiellaceae. The record is from RefSeq and is a predicted model, not a curated record.
AUGAACAAAGCACAAACACAAACGCCGCCGGAGACGGUCGCCGCUGACUCCUCAGAUGAUGAUGACGACGGAAAAGACCAUGAUGGCAACAGUAAGGGCAACGGCCACGACAACAGCGCCAGACCCAGCUCCUCCUCAUCCCUGCCUUUACGCUGCCCCUGGCCAGGCUUAACAUACAUAAUCUGCAACGUAUCGUCGGGGGAUGUGCUAACGCUCCAAGGGGGGGAGAUCACGUUGGCCCCAUGGCCGGCCGGCGCGGCGCGGAACGGCAACCAUGGGGGCAGCGUGCACUGGGCGUGCUCGGAGAGGAAAGGGUGGCUGGGCUUCCGCAACGUCGCUUCGGGCAAGUUCCUGGGCUACGAAGGCAAGAAGAACAAGCGUGACCGCCACGGCCGAAACUGCCACGGCCGCCUCGUCUGCGUCGCCGCGCGGCACCAGAGCUGGGAGAACUUCUGCGUCAGGCCCCGGCCCCAGGGCGGAUAUCUCUUGCUCACAACGCACUAUGAGAGGCUCUGGCGCGUCGGCAUUCGAAGGGGCGUGGAGCAAGAAGAGGGAGGAGGAGGCGGCGGAGGCGGCACCACUAGUAGCACCACGGCUGGCGGGGUGCUGGCCAAGAUCGACAAUGAGGAUCCGGCCGGCGAGGAGAUCGUUUGGGAAUUCAUCAAGGUUUAA